Messenger RNA from Aspergillus fischeri NRRL 181, 447 nucleotides. RefSeq lists its product as uncharacterized. NCBI's taxonomy places the organism in Eukaryota, Fungi, Ascomycota, Eurotiomycetes, Eurotiales, Aspergillaceae. The record is from RefSeq and is a predicted model, not a curated record. The transcript is spliced from 3 exons. The coding region runs from base 1 to 447 and encodes 148 amino acids.
AUGGGUUACACUCACUACUACACCAUCGAUAACACCUCCAGCCGCGAAUGGCGAGCCACCUGGCCGCAGCUCGUCGAGGACGCUCAAAAAAUCAUCGACAACUCCAGCGUACCUAUUGGCGGUCCCGAUUUCGACGCCGGCCCACCAAUCAUCGACGUAAAGCAGGGAAUACACCUCAACGGAGUGGGAGACGACGGACACGAGCCUCUCUGUUUGGACCGACACGGCAACGCUGGAUUUUCAUUCAUCAAGACGGUUCAUAAGCCAUAUGAUGAGGUGGUCGCGUGUAUCUUGCUCAGGGCGGCUAUGCUGGCUCCGAACUGUGUUAGCUUGAGCUCGGAUGGUGAUUGGGAGCAUGACUGGACUGCGCCUCGCCAGUUGUAUAAGGAUUUGUGGGGUGAGGAUGUGGAGUGUCCAUGGAGUGAGACUGAGGUUGCGGAUGAUUAG